AAUGGGCAGUAGAAGCCACGUUGACGGAGACUGGAGAAGUCAACGGUUUGUUUUCACCCCCGAGUUUAAACGGUUUCAUGCUAAACCACGAAGCGCUGUGAGCGUUUAGAACUAAUUCAGAGCUGUCCGAAUCAUGUCUUCUCCUCCUAAAGAGAAAAACGAGACCAGAGCUGGACAUCUUCCUGCUGUGAAAGCAGGAGGAAUGAGGAUAGUCCAGAAACACCAAUCUGGCGAAUCUGCACCCGACAAGAAGGAAGACAAGGACAGUAAAGAGUUUGAAAGCUGCAGCCCACCGAAGGUGCCUGUUGUGGUCUCUGGAGUGGUUACUAAGGGCGACAAGGACUUCACCCCAGCUGCAGCCCAGGUGGCCCACACGAAGCCAGUGCCCGGCGUCCAGAAGUUGCCCCCACCGCACCACAUCAACCAGCACAUCCACCAGCCUCGCAAGUGAACCAGCUUUCCCGUUCUCCUUCAGGACCACACCGACUCUUCAUUCUUCCCCCAAACCCAGCGCUCAGGUUCACCGAGAGAACUCCCAGCAUUCCACAGCACCCCUCCGUCUGUGCUUGCCAGUGUUCUGCCUUCGACCAAUAUCAUGAGAAACUGCUUUCACGGCCUCUCCCGUUUCCUCCUUUAGACCAGAAUGACACUAAAUUUGAGGGUCCCAUUAUUAUCCCAGAUUCAAGCAUUAAUUCAAGAGGUGUAUUUAAUGAAGCAUUAAUUGAGCUUUAUUUUGCUUUUUUGUUCCUUUUUUUUUAGACCAAUUAUUGAAAGAAUGAUAUAAAGUGUAUAAAUCGGUUUGUGUAUGAGGAAGAUACAAUAUUAGAUUUAGGUGUGGCUGUUUGAAUAAAGAGUUAAUAUAAAA
This is a messenger RNA of Trichomycterus rosablanca, 865 nucleotides long. RefSeq names its product death-associated protein (gene dap). Lineage: Eukaryota; Metazoa; Chordata; Actinopteri; Siluriformes; Trichomycteridae. The transcript is spliced from 4 exons. The record is from RefSeq and is a predicted model, not a curated record. Gene Ontology annotation, biological process: negative regulation of autophagy; cellular response to amino acid starvation; apoptotic signaling pathway. Bases 134 to 451 code for a protein of 105 amino acids. Gene Ontology annotation, molecular function: death domain binding.